AUGCCUGAAGUUACAUGUUGCAUUCAGUCAGUCAUUUAUCUCAAGGAUGUCUAUGCCUCAAGCAAAAGAUAUCUGAGUAUAGAUGUUGAUUAUGGGAACCCAGAUAAGUCAUCCACAGAAGAUAAUAAAGAAGACAUGGGAUCGCCAGUGGAGCGGGAGACUACCUAUCAAUGGACUGAUGGCAGAGGGGCAUAUGGGGAUUGGGACUUCACCUCCCCCAAAAGGAAGAUCUUUGAGUGCCCUCACUGUACAUACACCACUCCUGCUAGCCAAACACUCAAGAGGCAUAUUCUUACUCACACUGGAGAGAAGCCAUUUAUUUGCCAGUACUGUUCUUAUAGUACUACUAGAAAAGCUCUCUUGAGGGAGCACAUUAAUACGCAUACUGGGGAAAGGCCAUAUUCUUGUCCCUUUUGUGAAUACCGAUCAUCGCACAAGAACAUUCUGAAGAUUCACAUACGCAGGCACACUGGAGAAAAACCCUAUAUUGAUUAUGGGUUUGCCUGUUAUAUGAGUGCACUUACUUAUUUUACUGAAUAUAGAAUGCUGAUUAUCUUGAGUCAGUUGAAGAUGUACUUUACUUUUGACUUCUUCUUCUUUGUAAGCCAGUGGACUGAUGAGUCACCCACUGGAGCUGGACAGGGCAUCACUACCAGGGUGUAUUACUGCAAUCACUGUACAUUCAGCACAACGGGUAUAUAUUCUCUGAAGAGACACAGCUUAAAGCACACAGGAGAAAAGCCAUAUGUAUGUCCUAUUUGCCCAUACAAGGCAGCAAGGAAAGAUAUGUUAAAGGAACAUACAAUGACACAUACAGGGGAGAGGCCUUUCAAGUGUGCACACUGUUCGUACAGUGCUACGCAGAAGAAUGUUCUCAGGGCUCAUAUUCGACCCAAGUUGAAUAGUGGUUGCUUUUUAUGUAUAAAAAUGUUUGAUGGAAAUGUGAAAAUUUUGGGUGAAUUUGUUUAUUUAACAUUUAUGAAUAUUGUAAACAUCAAGCUGCUACCUUUGAUUAUAUGUUUAUCAAACAAGAGAGUUGGUGUAAAGUACAUGGUGGAGCUGGAAUCAAACUGCCAGUGGCACGAAGUAAGAGGCAGCACAGGCGCUUGGCAGGGCCUCCCUUCCUCCAGCAGUGGCCACCAGUGUCCUCAUUGCCCCUACAACACAACUGAAUCUAAUAAGCUGAAGAGACAUAUUCUGAAGCACACAGGAGAGAAGCCUUUUUCGUGUCCCUACUGUUCAUACCGAGCUGCAAGAAAAGAGCUCUUAAAAGAUCACAUCAACAUCCACACUGGAGAAAGGCCUUAUACUUGUCCAUAUUGUCCAUACAGUUCUUCCCGUAAGAACAUUUUGAAAGUCCAUAUCCGUCGACAUACAGGAGAGAAGCCUUAUGCAUGUGUGCAUUGCCCAUAUCGUGCUGCCCAAAAAUCAAACUUGAAUAAUCACCUUUUGACCCAUAAAAUGAGUGAUUCAGAUUUACACUGA
Penaeus vannamei (Pacific white shrimp) is the source of this 1485-nucleotide messenger RNA. NCBI's taxonomy places the organism in Eukaryota, Metazoa, Arthropoda, Malacostraca, Decapoda, Penaeidae. The record is from RefSeq and is a predicted model, not a curated record.